AUGGUGCUUCACAGACUGCGGAUCAGCAUACGAACACAGCUGAUAGCUUUGGUAUGUAUUGUGGCCCUGCUUUCGUUGGUGAUCCUGGCCAUCAUAACUGGAGUGUAUUUUACGAAUAAUUUCACAAAGACAAGGUCGGAAAGACUGGAGAUCAUAGCACAGCUGAAAGCGUCCCAAAUGGAACAGAGUUUUUACUAUUUCUACUACCAGGUGUAUUAUCUAUCGACCAGGGAAACGCUCCAAGACUCACUCCUCAAUCACAAGGCCGGAAACACGAGUUCUUCGGUUACGACUGCUGCCAUGAAUACUAUCCAGCAAUUUCUGGAUUCCAGUGACACGUUUGCGCAGGCCAGUCUGUAUGACCUUUCGCUCGAAGUCGUUGGAAAUGCAACAAACGAUGUUUUGUCAGUGAACACAAAUGUGUCCGAUUCGCUGUACCCUUUUUCCAACAACAAGACCUUUACAGAAGUGUUUCUGGAUAAGGGUGGAUACAUCAAGGGCCCUACCAGAAAUGAUACUUCCUACUUCAUCUCGCUGACCUUGCCAAUAUACACCAAUGCGUCGGUACUGAUAUCAACACCUGACUUGAGUGGCUAUUUAUCCAUGAUAAUAGACGUGAAUAGUUUUGAGAGUGUUGCUAACGAUACCACUGCUCUGGAAGACACGGAAGUUACCAUGGUCAGACCCAUCAUGGAUUAUAAUAACGAAUCCUUGUAUGAUGCGUACAACCACUCCCAACCCACGGGAUUUCGCUACAUUUUUCCUCCGAAAAACGAGCCAACAGAUGUUACUGAAGUACUUUUCAGUAUAUAUUAUUACCUGGCGGUGUUAGAUGUGUUCCUCAGUGGUGAUGACGUGGGAGAUAUGGACAAAGUACGAAACCCUUUUGGCCAGGAGGUGGCCGUUGGUUAUAGUCAAGUGGAUCUGAUGUUUGAUACAUGGGCUGUUAUAGUGGAGCAGGAAAGGGGUGCAUUCUUGCAGCCAGUGAAUAAACUGGUGAAGAUCAUAGCAGGGACAGUGAUCGCGAUCGCUGUAUUCAUGUGCUUGGUGACCUUCCCUCUGGCGCAUUUUGGAGUGCGGCCAAUCAUCAGAUUGCAAAAGGCAACAGAGGCAAUAACUCAAGGACGAGGCCUGAAAAAGGGGAAAAAGAGGAAGCUUCAAGGGAGCUCCGACAUGCUUUCUCCAAGGAGCGAGCAUGACUUCAAUGCUGGAGACUCACCGACGGAAGAAAAGUUCAGACACAACAGUGUUGGCAAUGGAAGCCGGUUUUCUGCAGUGUCGGGGAUGCUGACGCCGAAUUCUGAUGCAAGUUUCCACGUAAAUGAUUCACCUUCGUACCCACAGCAUUUCAGCACUCCGAUUAUUGUAUCUAAGGGAAGCAGGUUUAUCGUGGAUGAGUUAACUGAACUGACGGACGCUUUUAAUGUCAUGACAGAAGAACUGGACAGGCAAUAUUCCCACUUAGAGGAUAGAGUUAGAGAGCGCACCAAGGAACUGGAAGUUGCCAAGAUCCAGGCUGAAUCCGCCAGAAUGCAAGCGGAAGCUGCUAAUGAAGCAAAAACAGUAUUCAUUGCCAACAUCUCUCAUGAGUUGAGAACUCCAUUGAACGGUAUUCUCGGUAUGACUGCAAUAGCGAUGACCGAGACUAGCAUAGGUAAGGUGAAGGAGUCUCUCGACCUGAUCUUCAGAAGCGGUGAGCUUCUGCUUCACAUUCUCACCCAGUUGCUCACUUUCAGCAAGAACCAAUUGGACAAGUCUAAGCUGGAGAAUCGCAACUUCCAGAUGAUCGAGGUUGCUUCUCAGGUGAAGUCUAUUUUUGGAAAGACCGCUAAGGAUCAAAAAGUCAUACUUUCACUAGUGAUGAAACCAAAUUUGUUGCGCAAGAUGAUCCUAUUUGGAGACUCAAACAGAAUUAUACAGGUUGUUAUGAACUUGGUCAGUAAUUCGCUCAAAUUUACCCCUGAACAGGGAACUGUUUCAGUGGUUAUCAGAGUGCUAGGUGAAUACGACGAGGAAAGAUCAAGGAGAUGCGAUUAUGAGAGGGUUUUCGUCAAAAAACCUCACGGAUUGCUUAUGGCGAUAACGGAACAAGAAACGAAUAACCAGGAUACCACAGUAUUUGAAACGGAGAGCGGAGUGACCACAGAGGAGGGCAUUCCAUCUAACAAUCCAACAAGUGAUAACACGGAAAAGAUUUUUAACAGUGAUACUGACGGCAAGACCUCUGAAAAGAGUGUCGUCCCAGAUCAGGUCUCUGUCAGCAGCAGGGGAAACAAUUCUGUGGAGAUUGUUUCACCUCAGGAUGAUACACAAACAUUGCACACCCUAUCCUCUUCCGUUUACGAAAGUGCAAUAGAGUCUGCAAAUGAGUCCAAGAAAGCGGUGGGUACUUCGAACUCGAGCGUGUUGAUAGGAUCAUCUUUUAGUGAAGAUUCGGACGAUUAUGUGAAUACAUCGGAAGAAGGAAAGGAAGUCAUAAACGAGAAGGAGGAAGAUACGUCUUUUAGUGCUGAUGACGACGGUGAGAGGUUUGCCAUCAUGGAUGAGGAUGAUGAUGAUCUGCUUGGAAAACAAAUGCCAUCUAAAUCUCUCAAGAACAGGAAACGGUGGGUCAUUGAAAUUACCGUUAGUGAUACCGGAACGGGCAUUGAGGAGUCUUUGCAAGAGAAGGUGUUUGAGGCUUUUGUACAAGGUGAUCAGACUUUGUCGAGAUCAUACGGUGGUACCGGUUUAGGACUUUCUAUUUGCAGACAAUUGGCGAAGAUGAUGCAUGGAACUUUGACUCUCAAGAGUGAGGUUGGAUGUGGUUCCACAUUUACUUUCAAAAUACCAUUACCUCAAACAGGUGAAAUCCUAGUGGACAAAGCGGAUGAAGAAGAGUUUUUCAACGACGAUUUCCACCCGGAUGUUGUUGCUAGGAGAGAGUCCAAAAGGGUCACAAUCCAGGAACCAAAUGAUGCAGAUAUCCACGAGAUUCAAAGCAAUUCCGGAAAUAAUAAGGGACUGGUAAGGAAAGCCAGCUUUGAGCAGAGAAACGUGUUGCAUCUGUCUGUUCCGAUUCCAGGGAAAGACAAUUCUGUCGACCCUUCCGCCCAACUUCUUACCAAGCCUCAGUUACUAGCACGCGCAUCAACAGGCACUGCCCAUUCCGAGCAAUCUAGCCUUCUUAAACACAGAGGUUCGAACGUGGAAGGUAUGAGGAUACUGGUAGCAGAGGACAACACGGUGAACCAGGAGGUCAUCAAGAGGAUGUUGAAUCUGGAGGGUUUCACUGAUAUCACAUUGGCAUGUGAUGGCAGUGAAGCCAUUGAGAUCUUGAGGAGUGUCAUGUCCGAGGAAGAAACGUUUGAUCUUAUAUUCAUGGAUGUACAGAUGCCCAACAUCGAUGGGUUACUGGCUACGAAGCUCAUCAGACAGGAAAUGAAGUAUGAGGGCCCAAUCGUGGCUUUGACAGCGUUUGCCGAUAAGUCCAAUGAGGAAGACUGUCUGGAGGCUGGAAUGUCCGGAUUUUUGUCGAAACCUAUCAGAAGGAACCAAUUGAGAAAAAUUAUUCUUGAGCUUUGCCCCAAGAUAUCGAAGGAUAUGAUGUCGUCAACGGGUACCGGAGAAACCAGCGAGGAGUUCUACGGAGCCCGUUUGAAAAGUUUUUGA
Molecule: messenger RNA, 3651 nt
Organism: Kuraishia capsulata CBS 1993
Lineage: Eukaryota; Fungi; Ascomycota; Pichiomycetes; Pichiales; Pichiaceae
Exons: 1
Coding region: 1-3651 (1216 amino acids)
Biological process (GO): protein autophosphorylation; phosphorelay signal transduction system
Cellular component (GO): membrane
Molecular function (GO): phosphorelay sensor kinase activity; histidine phosphotransfer kinase activity
Source: RefSeq, a predicted model, not a curated record